GGGUCGGAGGUUCGCCAUUUUGAAUUUUCGGUCUGACGAGGGGGAGCGCGCAUGCGUACAGCGGCGCCCGCACCCUGACUAAGGGCCGGACCUCAGCAAGUGUGAUGUCAAAAAACACGUUAUUCUUUCCCCUCAUUCCAGUAACCCAGUACGUCUUAAUAAAAGAGAUUAUUCAUAUAAGCUGGCAUCCCUUUUAAACGAACAACAUUUACACGUUUACAUGCAGUCGCGUUCGGUGCAGUGACUGUGAUACGCCUAUCCGGAUAAGCUUUUGAUAGCAGUGAUAAAAAUUGCAUAAACUUUGUUUCUUUCACAGUGCGGAUAUUUGUAGUUAUUUAUAUUAUAAGAUAAGACUAUGUAACGAACCAUUCAGACUAUGUGAUAUCUAGAUGUGACCAUGUGGGUGUUGUGAUAGUGUCAUUGAGCGGGCGCACCGGCGACUGAAGCAUAAUGGGAUGACCGGAAAUACGGAUUCAUGGAAAAGGUUUGGCGUCGAGUCGGUCUCCAUUCCUCCCGCAAGAAGAGGGAUGGAAGCGGAACGAGCCAGGAAGUGACGUCAUCCGCUCCACCUGAGGCCGAGUAUCAGAACAUACAUACGCUGAGAACAGCUGAUUUGAUAAGACAAAGACAGGGGGAGGAGAAGUCGACGCUGCGCUCUUCUUACAUUAUAAGGAACGGGGAGAAUUUUAUUCUUGUGGAGAGAAGGCGUAGGCGGCGCCGCAGAAGCGGUACCAGGGCAUCAUCGGGUAGCAGGCACCAUACGCCGCCGGUGGAGGAGACUCGCACGGAGCAGAAGCGACGCCCUCCGGCUCGGCUGAAGAUCUUUGGCAUUCAAUGGCCUUUGCAUUCUAGUGACUCCAGACACACAUCAAUCACUCGGCGAUUCUGCCGCGGCCGCCGGUCCCGCGACGACAACGAGCUGUACCGCUCCAACAGCUUCAAGUUCGAGCGGUUCUCGCGCGAGCAGCCGGCGGAUGAGUUCGCUUCUCAGGCCGCCCUUUGCGCUGAUUACAGCGUGCCAGCCGACUGCAUAGCCGGACCCGCUCCCCGCCCGAGCUCCUUCCAUGAGAUAUCUGCACCUAAAGUUGAGUUCAUAGAGGCGUACUGCACGCCUCGCGACACAGCGCGUCGGUCGCCGCAGCGCAGUCGCCGCUCACGCGAACAACGCCGUUCCCCUGACUCCGCCAGAUGGCGCUACGACACACGCCGUAGCAACUACGACUUCGACUCUUGCCGUCGCCCCUACGACUACGAAUCCGGACGACGAUACCCGGGCAGAGAGUUUGACGGGGACUCUGGCAGACGCGUAGAAUUUGACGCGGAAUCAGCUAGAAGACGUGCUGACUACGAAUCGGCCAGGCGGACAGACUUUGAUUUGUCGGCUCCUGGUGUGUCCAGGAGAAGCCCUGAGAGCGCGCCAGAAGGCUCAGCCGAGUCACCGCCAGAGCCAGCUCCGUCGGCGCCGCUGAGACACGAGCGACAGCCCAGACAUCGCUCACAACCUUACUACGAAUCUGAAUCAACAUCCGAAGAUCCUUCUUCAUCGACGGACGGAGAGGAAGACGAAUUCGGUGAAUUCGAUCCUUUCGCAACAGCGCCAUCUCUGCAUUCUCCCGAUAGCGGUCGCUCAGACCCGAGAUACGCUAACGCGCCGCGUAGGAACCCUAGUCCUUAUUACUACGGCGACCUGUUUAAAACGUCUGCUCCUCCGCCACCGGCUCCGUCUGCCCCAACGGCGUCGACAACUUCUUCAUCGCGCGGCCCACGGUAUAGAAAAUCCGCCAGCUUAGACGCCCCGCACGUCGCUGCGCGCCCUAACUUGCCCAAGCGAUUCUCUGUCGCGGAGGAUGGCUUUCGUGAGUUAGAGCGGUCGUCAUCUUCGUCGGGUGAGAGCGCGUGGAUGCCGCCAAGGCGCCGUGGGCGUGACGCGGCCGGCUGCGCGUGCGCCGCGCCUGAAGAUGUAGAGGAGCACCGACCUUCUCGUAGCGUCUUUUACGUGCCGGCGCCGCUGCCACGCUGGCCGCAAGAGAUGACCACCCGCCAAAUUUACGAAACAGCCUUUGACUGUAAAAUCGCACGCUCAGAUGAUGACUUGGACGAUUUUGAUCGCGUUAGCAACCAUCCUGCACUUUUACAAGCUGAGGACAGGAAAGUCAUAUCUUCCGCAUCGUCCGCCUUUGAGGCUGUAGAACGUGGUGAACCAGAUUAUAAAGGCCGCCGAAAAGUUACAAUGAAAACUGAUAGCGUCCGUCGAUCAAAGAUUCCCACUAUCCGCCAGAAAAGAGAAAACGAAAGCAAUACGUCGGCAUUGUCUGAGGAGCUUGAAAAAAUACACAUUGAUGAGGAAGAUCGCAACGCUUCGACUUCUCAAUUACCACUACGUGGUUACACGCCGUCACCUCCAUCGACAGCUCCCCUGCCAACAAAAUUUCAGCAGAAAGACGGCUCCGCUAUGAAUAGCAUCAAAAGUGCCCCAAACUUGCCGCAAUCGCAACCAGCGCAUCCGCGACUGAAGGACUUACGGUUACCUGUUAAAUCUUUACGAGCACGAGAAACACCAACAAGCAGCGACGCUAGCAUGGUUGAUUUAAAGGGUUCUGCGUCCACUGAACUGGACGCCGCGCAACGCUUAAGCGCUGGUCGCGAACCUCGCGACACUGAUGACGAGAGGGGGCAAUCGAAGGACGGUAUUUUUUUAGAGAUUAAGGGCCGACCCACUUCCGAUUCUGACACACCAGAACUGAAUCGACACACAGGGCCAAAGGGGGUCGGUCCUAUAAUGGAAUUCAAAGGCAGGCCCGGGGCUCCACGUCCGAGGCGCAAAUACUCAAGUACCGAAAGUAUGGCAACUAGCAGUAGCGGUGGAAGUAUGGAAUCCCUUCGGAGUAGCACUAGCGAAGACAGGAGCAGUAGUAGUUCAGAAAGUCGACGGUCGUCUUCUCUUAGUUCACACAGUUCAGAUUCCGGUAAUGUCCCAUUUACAAAAUCGCAUCACAUGCAACUGUCGGUUGGACAUCACACUAAUAAACUUCAUAUUCUUAGUCCUAUAUCGGACAAAUCAUCGCAAGAACCUGCGUCCGAAACUUCCGAUAACAAUAGAAACAACAACUCUCAAAAAGUAUCUCCUGAGGACGUCGAAACUGGAAAUACAACAAUACAGACGACUGUUGAAAUUGUAGCAAAGCCUAAAAGGCGAGCAUUGCAAAAUCGGAAUCUAUUAAAUCUUACUUUCCGACAUUCGACAACAGCCGGUGACGCCGAAAUACAAGGAUCUGAUAGUGGUAUAUCAAUUCACUCCCGAGAAGGUGUCGACUCAAGAAACACAUUUAUCAACUUCAAGAACAGUAAUACUGAAGAAGAGCGUAAAGAUCUGGACCAAGAUCUUUCUGAUCUUCCAUUCGACAUGCCAAAGUUAAGAAGACGACGAGCUGAAGCUGAAGCCGAUCUCAGAUCGCUGCCUUUUGAUAUGCCCAAAUUACGCCGCAAAUUGCGAGGACAGUCGUUGCAGCUAAACAAUGACUUUGGAAGUGUCAUUUCAAAUGCAUCUUCCAGCCAAAGCGUCCAGGACUUAAAUCUAGGUAACAAGCACAAAGACAAAUUGACGUUGAACUUUGAUAGUGGAAGUGGUUCCGGCAGUUCAAAGGGAUUACAUCUGAACCUAGGACCCAUCAUUCCACCGAGAGAUCUUGUCGACGCAUCGCUACCGCUUGAUAGACAAGGAUGGUAUCACGGGACGCUAUCGCGCGUCGAAGCAGAAAGUUUGCUAAGGAAUGCUGAUGAAGGUGCUUUCCUAGUACGAAAUAGCGAAUCUGCAAAACACGACUAUUCGUUAAGUUUAAAGUCAACCCGUGGUUUCAUGCAUAUGCGAAUAUGCCGCAAUUCCGAGGGGUACACCUUGGGCGGCGCGGCCACGGCCUUCCCCACCGUCCCUGCUCUGAUGCGUCACUACGUCACCGCACAAAGACUGCCAGUGAGGGGGGCGGAGCACAUGGCCUUAUCCACUCCUUUACCCGCUGUUCUACUAUGAAUAUGUCACUUCGACUUUUGGGAAAUGAAAGAACCCAUGAAAAAACUUCGAAGAUAAUCAAGAAGGAUUAUUAAGAAGUUACGCUGAUCUAUCGGAAUUAGAUACGAGAGGAUAUUUACAAGCAUAUUCAGUGUCCUUUACGUUUUGAUUACCGUGGCAAGAAGCACAAUGCUAUUUAAUGUAUUAUUAAGGUAAAAGGACCCAGUGAAAACUACCAAAGAAUUAGAUUGUAAUUAUGUAACUAUCAUUUGCUACGGCAAAAUGCUCAUGUAUUUUGAUGCCCAGAAUUGUGUAGUCUGCGCUAUGAAAGAAGUUUCGAGUGACGGUGGUUUCUUUGGUUGCACACACUACGGCUGUAUUCUGUGACUCAGUAGCACUGCUAUUAUGCUAGUCCCAUAUCGCGGCAACUUGUACAAAGAAUAUUAUAAUUAUUUAUUCACAUGUUAAUCAGACAGCAUUAUUUCAAUAUGUUAAUGUGUAACGAAAUAGAUACUUUUGUUUAUUCCGCUAUGUAUCAGUUAACUUAAGCAUGUAUAAUUUAGCUAUCGGGUUCGAUAAACGAUUGACGCAAACAAUGAUAAUUGAUAACCUUACAAUAGUAAAAAUAUGUUAUGCUAUAACCGUAUUAUUCGACAGCUAUUUACGCAAUUAUACUGUAUACAACUAUUUAUUGAUUCAACGCUAUAAUACCUAUAAGUGCAGUCAUGUAUAUAAUUAUCGAUAUUUACUUAUAUUUUAAUCAUGGCCUAAAACUGAAUGAUUUUAAUAUUAUCCAUUUGCAAAUAAACUCCGUAUUUUAAUGGGAAUAUAUUCCAUCUAUGCUAGGGAGCGUGGGCGUGUAUUUUUAUGUUAAAUGUUGUAUUUUCUUAUACAUCUGAGUAAGUCGAUAUUGAACGAUCGCUAUGUCUGUAGUAGAUCGUACGUGUUGAUAACUAGUUACGUAAUCUUGGUUGUUGAUGCCAAGUUGCAAACGAUGUCAACUGGUAGAUUUGGUGACUGCUAGUAGAAGCCAAAGUAGGCACUAAAACUUAGUACUUUCGUGUGCUUUUUCAAUGGGAGUUUUGCUUUUGGCUGCCACAAUUUUAUUCCAGUAGUAUGACUGAUACCUAAAUAUUGAUAGGGACUCGCGAAUAAAAUGCAUUUCUUUGUGAACCAGAACUGUAUUACUUGUAAGGAUUUUAUUUAAUAGUAAGCUUACGCCAGUGUAAUGUAAACGGCACUUAAAUUCUGUAUUUACUAUAGAAAAGAUUGCACAUGUUAUGUAACUUUCACAUUGACUUAUUUAUAUUUUCUGUUAAGUAUUAGAUUUAAGUAGAGUAUGGCAAAUGGGGCCCUUGAAUGGUCACGGUUUGAACCCGAUCACGGAAGGCCGUGAGCCACGGGUAUGACCUGGCGUGUAGUAUAGUGGAUUCAGUAGACGCCAUGUUUAAAGUUAUUUCUGUGAUUUUGAUACAAGAAAAGCCAAAAAAUGUUGCAUGUUUAGUUAAAUACAUCUCUUAAUAUUUAUUACUUAAUUAAUCGUGUAUCCUUUAUUCAGUCGCUAACAAAACAUUUGAAAAACGUAAUAAUCUAUUCACAGUUUUCUUUUAUAUUUUUUUGCUAUGAAACCGUGUGUGGUUGUAUUCUUUAUUUGGUUAGUGACUGUCAAAUUGAUGAAAAUCAAAUCGAUCUCAUAUUCUUCCUCUUAAUGCUUCAGUUACCUUAGAUAUAAUUUAUUUAAUUUGUACCUGAUUUUGAAAUACGAGUAAUAUACGUUGUUUGAAACUUAAAUUACGUUUUUAACAGAUUUAUUUUGUUAUAAAUAAUGAUUUAAUUUUACUAUAGUAAUAUAUAGUACUAAUCCGUAGUUUUGUAUGGGAACGAGCGAAUUUCGAUGUAUGUGAGACAGUUUUACACGAUAUAUGUACGUAAGCAGUAAACCACCGCAGCGCAGCUUAUGCAAGCGUGCAACUAAUUUUAACUAAGUAGGUUUUAAUCAUAAUUUAUAAGUAAGCCUAGCAUACCAUGGGUCGGACGCUAUUUUAACUUAGAUGUUUUUCUUAGAAACGAAAACUAAUGACUUACCUUGCUAUUAUAGAAAAAUAAAUAAGAUUUCCUGGCUCCCCUCAUGGUUAUUAGCUCUCAAAUAUUAUGUAGUAAACGCAUAAUGGACGAUAGGAUAGUGAUAUAUUGUUAAAUUCUAAAUUUUUGAAAACGUGUCAAAUUUUUUUUUUCAAAAAUGAGGAUGUAGGUCCGGAUCAAAAGUUAGGUAAAAAUUAUAGCUUAACGUAGUUAUAAUCAAUUGUAAUUUUGAAAAUGUAGUUUGAAAUUGAUGAAAUAAAUUCCUUAAAAAAUA
This is a messenger RNA of Cydia pomonella (codling moth), 6362 nucleotides long. It is a transcript of the gene hwt, whose product is annotated as serine/arginine repetitive matrix protein 1. The record is from RefSeq and is a predicted model, not a curated record. Gene Ontology annotation, molecular function: phosphotyrosine residue binding. Lineage: Eukaryota; Metazoa; Arthropoda; Insecta; Lepidoptera; Tortricidae.